ACCGUUCGAGGGCGAGAUGGAGAGUAGCGGAAAUGAGACAUCCAGAUUGGACUGUUGUGAAAAACUGGUUGGUGAUUAGCCGAGCUCGUGGGUGGGUCUAUGCUCGUGAUAUCAUGGUGUCGUCCUCGAUGACAUACAAGUCAACGAGUCAUGGUCUCAGUUUUGGGCUUCGAACGGCAAGCAAAAUGAAAUUGAU
Molecule: messenger RNA, 196 nt
Organism: Acaulospora colombiana
Lineage: Eukaryota; Fungi; Glomeromycota; Glomeromycetes; Diversisporales; Acaulosporaceae
Source: the annotation of a GenBank genome assembly